CAAUGACAAUUGACAAAUUAUCAAUAUAAAAUAGUUCAAUCAAUUUCAGCGUGAGAAUUUCUGCAGAUUUUUAUCGUUUUUCAGGAAAUUUAACGUAUUUGUUACAUAAAGAUUGAUACUUGAACCAGUUCCGAAUAUAAUGGGCAAUAAGGGAUUCACUGUUUUCAUCAAAGAUUUUUAUUAUGACCCCUUUAAAUGGUCAAUUGUGAAGAGUGUUGGAUUUUUCUCAAUCGGCGUUGUUAUCGCGAGUGAGUGCACAGGCCUUGAGGUCAUGCCUGCAGUACCACAGUAGGCACAACACACGCUUUAAUAUAAGUUUCACUUAGAAAGAUAAUCAACAGUUAAAAAGAUGUUAAAAUAUUUAUUAUUUGUUUUUCUCUUCACUCAAGUUUCGUGCCAAGAGAAGAGGCCAAACUUUGUAGUGAUUUUAACCGAUGAUCAAGAUGACGUGUUAGGUGGGAUGGACCCCAUGAAGAAUGUGCGACGCUUCAUCGGUAAUGAAGGGACCACGUUUACUAACUCUUACGUGACGUCACCGAUAUGCUGCCCCAGCCGCGCUAGCCUGCUGACCGGGCUGCAUGUACACAACCACAUGACGUGGAACAACAGUCUGCAUGGUGGCUGCUACGGCCGCACCUGGAGGAAACUGGAGGCUCGCACCUUCGCUAAGGCGCUCAGGGACUCUGGUUACAACACCUUCUACGCGGGGAAAUAUUUGAAUGAGUAUGGUACACCCUCUGCUGGAGGUCCUGAGCAAGUUCCUCCGGGAUGGAGUGAAUGGCACGGCCUGGUCGGCAACUCCGUCUACUACAACUAUACUAUAUCCAACAACGGCGUACCAACUUAUUCUACAGACUUAUACCUCACUGAUAUUAUUCGAGACUUGAGUCUUAGCUACAUAGAGAACCAGACGGAGGCGCAGCCGUUCCUCAUGCUGCUGGCACCCCCCGCCCCGCACCAGCCCUUCACCCCCGCGCCGCGCCACCAGGGCGCCUUCAGCAACGUCUCCGCGCCGAGACAUCCUAACUUUAACCUUGCUGUCACGGACAAACACUGGCUUAUAACAAUGCCCCCGUCCCCCCUGCCCGACUCCAUGCUGCCCGAGCUGGACCGCGUGUACCGCUCCCGCUGGGAGAGCCUGCUGGCGGUCGACGAGCUGGUGGCGGACGUGGUGGAGGCGCUGGACUCCAGCGCGCUGCUGCCUGACACCUACCUGAUCUAUACCUCUGACAACGGGUACCACAUUGGUCAGUUCUCUCAAGUAUACGACAAGAGGCAACCAUACGAAACGGACAUAAAAGUACCAUUAUUAAUUCGAGGGCCCACAAUACCAAAGAACGCCACAGACAAUCAACCAAUAUUAAACAUUGACUUGGCACCGACAAUUAUGACUUUAGCUGGCUUAAACGCACCACAGAGUAUGGACGGACGCAGUAUUAAGUUUAAUGUUAAAGAUGAUUUGGACAGGAAGACUCAUCGUAUAGAAAUAGUUGGAAAUGAGGAAACGGAAAGAAACAUGUUGGUGGAGUAUUAUGGUGAGGGAAGGGAUGGUACGGUCGAUGAGAAUUGUCCGUGGAAGUAUGAUAGCGAUAAUCUUGCUCAAUGCUACCCGCAAUACAACUGCAAAUGUCAGGACGCAAGGAACAAUACUUAUGCGUGUUUGCGACACAUUGCAAAGAGAAUCAACAUGAAAUAUUGCAGUUUUGCUGACUCUACGGAUUUCAUAGAAAUGUACGAUCUAUCGCGGGACCCCUACGAGUUGACGAACGUUAUCAAUCAAGUGCUGCCAUCUGUGAAACACUGGUACAAACUAAUUCUCUCUCAAAUGCUUACGUGCAAAGGUUUCCGAAAUUGUGAUAAUCCGCUGGAGAACCCUAAAGUUUAUGGGUAAUUUAUUUGAGCUUAUAGAAAAUAUGUAUUUAUUUUG
This is a messenger RNA of Bicyclus anynana (squinting bush brown), 1927 nucleotides long. Its product is annotated as N-acetylglucosamine-6-sulfatase. Gene Ontology annotation, biological process: glycosaminoglycan metabolic process. The transcript has 10 exons. Lineage: Eukaryota; Metazoa; Arthropoda; Insecta; Lepidoptera; Nymphalidae. The record is from RefSeq and is a predicted model, not a curated record. Gene Ontology annotation, molecular function: N-acetylglucosamine-6-sulfatase activity; glycosaminoglycan binding. Bases 350 to 1891 code for a protein of 513 amino acids.